UGGCACGUUUUGUUUGUUUGGGUUUGUUUAUACGUUUAAUAGUUGUAUAAAAUGAGCGCGGAAAUUGACCGUGAAGACUUAAAACGCAGCGCAACUGGAGAUACUGCGGAAUUAGAGAAAGACGCUACGCAGGAAACAGAAGCAGAGGGAGAAGAUGACGGCUGGAUUGGACCGCUGCCAUCGGAACAAAGCGCGGCAGUGCCGGCAAAGAAAAAGAAAGUUUUGCCUUAUGAACACAUCUACUUGGAGAAUCUGCCCAAUGCCGAGAGCUAUGAGCGCAGCUACAUGCAUCGCGACGUUAUCACGCACCUGGUGAGCACCAAAACUGAAUUCGUUGUCACAGCCAGCAUAGAUGGGCACAUCAAGUUUUGGAAGAAAAUGGAUCUGGGCAUUGACUUUGUUAAGCAUUUUCGUAGUCAUUUGGUGCCCGUUAAAACGCUGACAACAAAUAGCAGUGGAACAUUACUCUGCUCGGCGGCGACCGAUCAAACAGCAAAGGUUUUCGAUGUGGUAAACUUUGACAUGAUCAAUAUUAUACGUUUGGGCUAUACGCCGCUUUGUAGCGAGUGGAUAAGCUCGCCUGGAGACGCAGUUCAGGGCCUGGCCAUCACCGACUCGGAGAGUAACAGCAUACACAUCUAUGAUGGACAGAGCGGUGGCGAUGUCCUGCACACUCUGGACAAAUUACAUUCAGCGCCGGUCGUUGCUAUGUGCUUUAAUUUGGCCAUGGAAACGGUCAUCUCGGUUGAUCGCAACGGUAUAUUGGAGUACUGGCAAAAUUCCAGGCAUGACUACAAAUUCCCACAGCGAUUGGUUAGUUUUAGCUCUAAAUUGGACACAAGCCUCUUUGAGUUUGCCAAGAAUAAAACUCAAGUAACGGGUCUAGCAGCAACGCCGGAUGGCAAACGUUUUGCUGCCAUUUCAACGGAUCGCAAAGUGCGUGUAUUUCAGUUUAAUACGGGCAAACUGUUGCGUGUAUUUGACGAGGCGCUCUCCACGUACACACAAAUGCAGCAGACGCCACAUGCGCUGCCCAACAUGGAGUUUGGCAGAAGAAUGGCAGCUGAGCGUGAUUUGGAAAAGACCGCGCAAAAUACAACUCUAAAUAUACUCUUCGAUAGCACUGGACAUUUCCUGCUGUAUCCCACGAUGCUGGGCAUCAAAGUUAUCAAUGUGGCCACAAAUCGCUGUGUCACAAUUUUGGGUAAAACAGAUAACAUUCGACCAUUGCAAGUGGCGCUGUUCCAAGGUAGAAUCAAGCGACAGAAGGCUGCCAUAACGCUCGAGCAGGAGGCUAGCGAGAAUCCAGCACUGCAGAACUUGCUCAAUGAUCCGACAGCUUUUUGCACAGCAUACAAAAAGAAUCGAUUUUAUUUAUAUAGCAGGCGUCUGCCCUCGGAUCUGCAAGAUGUUGAUCGUGACAUAUUUAAUGAGAAGCCAUCAAAGGAGGACAUCAUUGCCGUGCCCGAGGCUCAAGACGAAGUUAUACAACGCAUCUAUGAAAAUGUGGUAUUGCACACCACCAAAGGUGAUAUACAUAUGAAACUGUUCUUUAAGGAGGUACCAAAAACGGUGGAAAACUUUUGUGUUCAUGCGAAAAAUGGUUACUACAAUGGACAUAUAUUUCAUCGUGUGAUCAAGGGCUUUAUGGUGCAGACUGGGGAUCCCACAGGCACGGGUACCGGUGGCAAGUCCAUCUGGGGGCAUGAUUUUAAAGAUGAAUUCGUGCCGAGCUUGAAACAUGAUCGUCCGUAUACUGUAAGCAUGGCAAAUGCUGGUCCCAAUACAAAUGGCAGCCAAUUCUUUAUAACAGUCCUGCCUACGCCUUGGCUGGACAACAAGCAUACGGUGUUCGGCCGUGUUUAUCGUGGCAUGGAAGUCGUGCUCAACAUAUGCAAUGCUAAGGCAAAUCCCAAAACCGAUAAGCCCUACGAUGAUAUUAAAAUAAUUUCAAUACAUUUAAGUAAUUAAGCAGUAAUUAGCAAUAAAUAAAUGGUUUUAUCAA
Messenger RNA from Drosophila novamexicana, 2005 nucleotides. Its product is annotated as peptidylprolyl isomerase domain and WD repeat-containing protein 1. Bases 52 to 1971 code for a protein of 639 amino acids. NCBI's taxonomy places the organism in Eukaryota, Metazoa, Arthropoda, Insecta, Diptera, Drosophilidae. The record is from RefSeq and is a predicted model, not a curated record. The transcript has 10 exons. Gene Ontology annotation, biological process: protein peptidyl-prolyl isomerization. Gene Ontology annotation, molecular function: peptidyl-prolyl cis-trans isomerase activity; protein binding.